Esox lucius (northern pike) is the source of this 1315-nucleotide messenger RNA. RefSeq names its product tryptophanyl tRNA synthetase 2, mitochondrial (gene wars2). Gene Ontology annotation, cellular component: mitochondrial matrix; mitochondrion. Gene Ontology annotation, biological process: mitochondrial tryptophanyl-tRNA aminoacylation. The coding region runs from base 27 to 1121 and encodes 364 amino acids. Lineage: Eukaryota; Metazoa; Chordata; Actinopteri; Esociformes; Esocidae. The transcript has 6 exons. Gene Ontology annotation, molecular function: ATP binding; tryptophan-tRNA ligase activity. The record is from RefSeq and is a predicted model, not a curated record.
UAGUUCCUUCCUUGUCAGGUUCCAAGAUGGCGCUGCCCAUAAUGGGUAAUGUGAAACGUCUUUUCCCAGUCAUUCAAAAGCAUCAUUCUCUAAGACGAUUAUUCUGCGCUGGACAAUGUGUGGAGAGAAAGGAGGCUCCACGUGGUCGCGUGUUUUCAGGGAUCCAGCCCACGGGAGUCCCCCACCUCGGGAACUUCCUGGGGACUUUGGAGACCUGGGUGUCCCUGCAGGGCCAGUACCCCUCGGUGGUCUACAGCAUUGUGGACCUGCACUCCAUCACUCAGCCACAGGACGCCGCCCUUCUUCGGGUCAACACACUGGACAUGGCUGCCAGCCUGCUGGCCUGUGGCAUUGACCCAGAGAGAUCGAUCCUGUUCAAGCAGUCACAGGUCUCAGAACAUGCAGAACUGUCUUGGAUAUUCGGCUGUCUCACCAGUAUGCCCCGUCUCAGACAUCUGCCUCAAUGGAAGAUGAAGAGUAAGCAAAACAAUGAGGGGAGCGUGGGACUGUACACAUACCCUGUCCUGCAGGCUGCAGAUAUUCUCCUCUACAAGUCCACUCACGUUCCAGUAGGAGAAGAUCAGGUCCAACACCUGGAGCUGGCCCAAGACCUGGCCCGUAUCUUCAACCACAUGUACGGAGACUUCUUCCCUGAGCCGCGUGCUCUGCUUAGCUCCACUCGCAAGCUGAAAUCCCUACGCGACCCCUCGUCUAAAAUGUCCAAGUCAGAUCCACAGAAUAUGGCCACCGUCUACCUCACGGACUCGCCAGACAUCAUCUCCCUGAAGAUCCGCCGCGCCGUCACCGACUUCAUCUCGGAGGUGACCUUUGACCCCCAGGCUCGACCGGGCGUGUCUAACCUGGUGCUGAUGCAUGCCGCGCUGGCAGGGUGCACGGUGGAGGAGGCCGUGUGCCAGGCAAGGGGUCUGGACACGGGGAAAUACAAACAGCUGGUGGCAGAGGCUGUGGUGCUGCGCCUCACACCGAUCAGGGAGGAGAUUGAUAGACUGAGGGGGGACAGGGGGCACCUGGAGAGGAUUUUGGCCGAUGGGGCCAGCAGAGCCAGGGAGCUGGCUGCACCGGUCCUCAAGGAGGUUCACCACAGAGUAGGCUUCUGCUGAGACUGAAGACGCUGUGACUCUAGUGUUCGUGGACUGGAAGGCUCACCCGGUGCUUCAUCGACUGUGCUUGUAUUACGUACAUUGUUUCCAUUCAUGAAGCUUGGUGCCUUGCGUUAAUUGCUUGCAAUAUAUUUUUAUUUACAUAAUAAAUAGAUGCAUUUAAAAUGUGCUGUCUGUGAAAUCUCUGAGGACUC